Messenger RNA from Solanum tuberosum (potato), 1816 nucleotides. RefSeq names its product UDP-glucose iridoid glucosyltransferase-like. The transcript is spliced from 2 exons. NCBI's taxonomy places the organism in Eukaryota, Viridiplantae, Streptophyta, Magnoliopsida, Solanales, Solanaceae. The record is from RefSeq and is a predicted model, not a curated record. Bases 136 to 1605 code for a protein of 489 amino acids. Gene Ontology annotation, molecular function: UDP-glycosyltransferase activity.
UCUUAGGACACUACAAAUACAUAAUGAGAGAAAAAGCUAUUGGUUCACGUUAACCCAAAUACUUUUUAAGUUUGAGAGUUAUACUACUACUACUACUAAACUCUUGAAUUGAAAAGAAAUUCCAAGAAAGCAAAGAUGAAAGUAGAAAGGAAACAGAGUGUAGUACUAGUGCCAUUCCUACUCCAGGGGCAUUUAACACCAAUGCUGCAGCUUGGAAGUAUCCUUCGUUCACAAGGCUUUUCUGUUAUAGUUGCACAUACUCAACACAAUACUCCUAAUUAUUCCAAUCAUCCUGAAUUCAUCUUCCAUUCUAUGGAUGACGGAUUAAAGGGAAUUGACAUGUCAUUGCCGAGUGUAAAGAGUAUAUAUCGUAUGAACGAGAGCUGUAAGGCGCCCUUGAGAAAUUACCUCGUUAGGAUGAUGGAACAGGAACAGGAACAGGAACAGGAACAGGAUGUGCAAGGUGAUCAGCUCACCUGUAUUAUUUAUGACAACAACAUGUUUUUUGUCGAUGAUGUAGCCACUCAGCUGAGGAUUCCCAGCAUUGUCCUGCACACUUUCAGUGCUGCAUGUAUGAACUCUAUGGUCACCAUUUUUCAGCAACCAGAAAAAUAUUUUCCUUUUGAAGAUUCUCAGUUGUUGGAUCCGUUACCGGAGCUUCAUCCCUUGAGGUUUAAGGAUGUACCAAUUCCUGCUUUCAAUAAUACAGUUGCAGAACACAUACUAGACUUCUUUAGAGCAAUGAGUGAUAUAGGAUCAUCUGUCGCGACUAUUUGGAACACGAUGCAAGACUUGGAGAGUUCAAUGUUAUUACGCCUUCAAGAGCAUUACAAGGUGCCCUUUUUUCCAAUAGGCCCUUUACACAAAAUGGCACCUUUGGCCUCAUCGACUAGCAUACUAGAAGAAGACAAUAGCUGCAUCGAGUGGCUCGAUAGACAAGCCCCUAAUUCUGUUCUCUAUGUCAGCUUGGGUAGCCUAGUGAGGAUUGAUGACAAAGAGCUAAUUGAGACUGCUUGGGGAUUAGCUAAUAGUGAUCAACCCUUCUUGUGGGUUAUUCGACCUGGCUCUGUCUCUGGCUUUCAAUGUCCUGAGGUACUGCCUGAUGGUUUUGAGAAAAUGGUAGGAGAAAGAGGACGAAUAGUGAAAUGGGCACCACAAAAACAGGUGCUUGCACAUCCCGCGGUAGCAGGCUUUUUCACUCAUUGUGGUUGGAAUUCUACGCUUGAAAGUAUUUUGGAGGAAGUCCCUUUGAUAUGCAGGCCAUUUGUAGCAGACCAGCCGGUGACAGCUAGGUAUCUGAGCCAAAUAUACAAGGUUGGGUUCGAAUUGGAGGUUAUCGAGAGAACGGUCAUAGAGAAAACAGUAAGAAAACUCAUGUUAAGUGAAGAAGGCAAAGAUGUGAAGAAAAGAGUAGUAGACAUGAAACAAAACAUAGUUGCUGCUAUGCAGAUUGAUGGUACUUCACAUAAGAAUCUGAAUGAUUUGGUAGACUUCAUUUCUGCGUUGCCAUCAAGACCCGCUCCACCAACACCUGUUUUUGGGGCAAUCAUGAGCUCAAACCAUAUAACAAGCAAGUGUAUCAUAGAGUCUGGAAGUAAUUUUUGAGCUCAAACCAUAUAUUUGUGGCCUGUUAGCUUGGCAAGACAACAAGUCCUUAAUCACAAAACGAAGAAUAAGAUAAGAAGUGAACUUUUACUUAAUGCUGAAGCAGUUUAAUUUAGUUUGUUGAUUAAUUUUAUAAGUUGGGAACUUUGACAUAUUGUUUCCUAGUUGGUAGGACAAUAUUUUCGUGGAAAAUAAAUGAUUUGCUUACUUA